UUUCAUUUGAACCAGAGACUUUUGAAACAUUUGAAAGAUCUCAGAGGUUACUCUGUGAUUCGGUUUGGUUAAGUCCGCUAAUUAAUUGCACUUUUUUGCAAAUGUAAGGCCCACAGACUAUGCACUAUAGACCGAUUGAUUGAUACACACAAAUGGCACAAUUUACAGCUGAAGAGCUACUGCUGGCGCCCCAAAAAUACGAGUAUUUAGACCACACUGCUGAUGUACAGCUGCACAGCUGGGGGGACAAUCUGCAGGAGGCGUUCGAGCAAUGCGGAAUGGCAAUGUUCGCCUACAUGACCGAGAUCGAGUCAGUGGAAAUUAAACAAUGCGAAGAAAUUGAGGCUGUAGGAGACGACUUGGAGGGCCUGCUGUUCCACUUCCUGGACGAGCUGCUUUUCCUGUUCAGCUGCGAUCCCUUUCUGAUCUGCAGCAAAUUGACCAUAACAGAAUUCAUCACAGGACCGGAAUUUCGCAUCAAAUGCAAGUGCUAUGGGGAGGAAUUCGUCAUUGGGAAACAUCCUCAGGGUACUGAAGUCAAAGCCAUUACCUACUCGGCCAUGCAAAUUGUUAACCAGCCGGAGAACAAGAGGUUUGAACUGUUUGUUAUCAUUGAUAUUUGAUGACCAAAACCAUCCAACCAAUAAAACAUUGUUAUAAGGACUGAAA
This is a messenger RNA of Dendroctonus ponderosae (mountain pine beetle), 669 nucleotides long. RefSeq names its product protein archease-like. Gene Ontology annotation, cellular component: tRNA-splicing ligase complex. Lineage: Eukaryota; Metazoa; Arthropoda; Insecta; Coleoptera; Curculionidae. The coding region runs from base 153 to 623 and encodes 156 amino acids. The transcript is spliced from 3 exons. The record is from RefSeq and is a predicted model, not a curated record. Gene Ontology annotation, biological process: tRNA splicing, via endonucleolytic cleavage and ligation.